AUGACUGUUGGUAACGUAGCAGUGAGAAGGCCGCGCCGCCAGUGGGAGGCUGGGACCGUGGCUAGCGAGUGCGAGGAGCGCCCGGCGCCGGCGCCGCCCCCGCCCCCGCAGCCGCUGUGCGCGGCGGCGGCCGCGAGGCUCCACGGCGGCUGGCGGCGGCCCCCGGCUAGCGGCCAGCCCUCCGCCCCCAGCGCCACGGCCAAGCUGCAGCUCUGCCUGCGGCCGCCCGCCGGGGGCGGCGGGGGCGGCGGCGGCGGAUUCGGCCAGCGCGUCGCGGACCUGCCCGGCGGGCCCCCGCCGCCCGAAGACGGCGCCUUCCUGGCGACGCCGCUCAAGCCGGGCCCCGGCGCAAGCCCCGCGGGGGCGGCGUCGGCGUCGGCGGCGACUCAGGCGCGCGUGCAGCGGCGGCGCGGAGGCCUGGGGCGAGACGUGCGCGGCAGCCCCCGCCUCGGCGGCCGGGAUCCCGCGCCCUGCCCCCGCGCCGCCCCCGCCGCCCCUCGCAUCGCGCCCACCGCUGCCGCCGCCGCCGCCGCCCACGCCACGCACGCCCCCGCGCAGUCUCCGCCGCCCGACAGCGAGCAGGGGGAUCCGCCUCCCAGGAAGGUGCGCCGGCCCUUCUACCGGCGCUUCCUCAGCUACGUAAAGCAGGCGUGGACCGGCGUCAAAUUCGCUCUAGACCCUGAGCUGGAGGACCUGGAGACGCCGCCACGCUACCGGCCGGACAGCCUGGAGGCGCUGUGCAAGGCGACGCGCUUCACCGAGGACGAGCUGAAGCGCAUCUACCGCGGCUUCAAGGCCGAGUGCCCCACCGGCGUCGUGCGCGAGGACACCUUCAAGGGCAUCUACUCGCGCUUCUUCCCACAGGGCGCGAACGCCGGCCACUACGCCCACUACGUGUUCAACACGCUGGACCAGGACCACAGCGGCCUGCUCAGCUUCGAGGACUUCGUGGUGGGGCUGAGCAUCCUGUCGCGCGGCACGCUGGACGAGAAGCUGCGCUGGACGUUCUCGCUGUACGACAUCAACGGCGACGGCUGCAUCACGCGCGACGAGAUGACCGACAUCGUCACCGCCAUCUACGAGCUGACGGGGCGCCUGGUCGAGCCCUCGGCCGACGACGCCACCGUCAACGACAAGGUCGAGCGCAUCUUCCAGAAGAUGGACGCCAACAAGGACGGCGUGGUGACGCUGGAGGAGUUCCUGGACUGCUGCUCGCGAGACGAGGACAUCUCCCGCUCGAUGGCGGUCUUCGAUUCGGCCUUCUGAUCGCCACCGCCGCCAGCGAGAUUCGCAACCACCGCGGCUGCAGCACCUCAUCCCGGACUCCGAAGAACCGGCUUUUUCUUUUGGCUCUGAGAGGCGCCUCUGUUCAGAAAUAUAGCAGCCCCAUAGAUUCGGAAUGGAACGUAACGUUUUGAACGAGACGGGGAUAUAUUUUCUUUGUCGUAUUCUACAGGCACGAUGGGAGCGACAGUCUCACUUGCACUAAACAGUUGUCGUAAUUCGGACCUGCUGCUUACUUUUUACUGAUUAUCGCUCACUUUUAUGUUGUUCCUACUUGGUGUACCAAAUUACAGUAUUCUUUUGUUUUGCAAAAUUGCUCCUAUGAACUCUAAGUUCAUCCUGCUUUUGUGUAACUUGUAGGCACCAAACUGAACUCUCCUCAGAUACAUAUUUAGAUUAUAAACGAUAAAAAUAUGUCAUUUCGCGACGCAGACAUCCUCAUAUCAAUACAUUUGUCUAACUGUUCCACCAAAUUUUUUAUUUCGUCGCAAACAAUUGUUUUCGCUUGUGGUCAGAGAAGAAGUGCACCCCAGCUCGUAAUUUUCGCACGUAGCUUUGGUCCCAUGAAACAGUUCUAGGAAGAAGUCUCUUUCAGUGUUACUUAGCGUCAGGAUGGUUUCGAAGCCCCACA
Schistocerca cancellata (South American locust) is the source of this 1915-nucleotide messenger RNA. RefSeq lists its product as uncharacterized. The coding region runs from base 1 to 1266 and encodes 421 amino acids. Lineage: Eukaryota; Metazoa; Arthropoda; Insecta; Orthoptera; Acrididae. The transcript is spliced from 6 exons. The record is from RefSeq and is a predicted model, not a curated record. Gene Ontology annotation, molecular function: calcium ion binding.